AAAUGUAACGACAUUUCACUUUACGGCAGUUCUCGGCCUUCCGUUUACCCAGCUAAAAGCGUUUUUUAACGCUAAACGUUUGGCAAUAAUUUGGUCAGGAAAGCGCCGAUAUUCGCUUAAAUACGAUGGGAAUAGAGGAAGAAGCGGACCGCACGCUUUUCAUAAGAAACCUAGAUCAAAGAGUGACGGAGGAGCUUUUGUUUGAGUUGUUUUUACAGGCAGGACCUCUUAUUAGAACCAAAAUUCCAAAAGAUCCGGAUGGAAAACAGAAAACAUUUGGGUUUGCCGUGUACAAACAUGAAGUGUCCGUUCCGUACGCCAUGCUGCUACUAAACGGGACCAUGGUGUUUGGAAGAGCUAUUCAUGUACAGUUCCGAUCAGGUAGCAGUCAUGGCAGUUUGGGAAAUUCAAACAAUUCCAGUCCUGCAAAUACCCCAAAUCCCCAUGGCCAUAGGACUCCAAACCAGUUUGGUUCUCCACCCUGUACCCCUCCAUCCCAAAUGCAGAGGUCUUUUUCAUCAGCCGAUAACCUACAGAAACAUGUGACGACGAACAACAUGAUGUGGCAGCUUCACAUGCAGCAGCCUGAGCAGCUGAGUGACGCCUUCUCCAAGUCGCUGCAUAGACAAUCUCCUGCAGGUGGAAAUUCAGGCAGAGGUGGCUCAAGGCAACAUAACACACCCCAAUGGCAUCAUUCGCCCCAGGUAAACAGUGGUGGCAGAAACCAUCGUUAUGGGGAUGAGCCAGGGCCUGGUCGUCAUCAGCAGCACAGCCACACACGGGAUAACUAUUACCACCAGAAUGAUAGAAGCAGCAAUCGUCACCAUGACAACAGAGGUGGCAACAGACAUUAUGAUGACAGGGGUAGUAACCGUGGCUACCAAGACAAUAGAUGGCGGCGGUACUAAGUAUUUCUGUAAAGACUUUGGUUCUUCACAAACUUGUGAAAACAAAGAUUCUUAUGUUCACAAUUGUACAAUGAUACUCAGGUUGUUUAUACAUGAUUCUACCACUUGGAAACUUUACACGCAUGAUAACAUAUGCCUUAAAGACAUUUUUAUUUAGUUAUAAGGCAUUUUUAAAUUUGUGUAAUACUUCAAAGUGAUUUUUUUCACAAUGAAAAUAAUACUGUCAACAAACCAAGGGCAAAAAAGCAGACAUUGUUGGUAGUCAUUUUCUGGAACACAAAAAAGACAUAUUUAAAAAAAAAAGAUGUAGGGUUUUGGAUAAUUUUUAUGUUAUGCAAACAGUCUUUUAAAUGUGAUUCUAGAAUUUUAAAUUCUUCAGGUAUUUUGAAAAAAACAAAAUGUAAAUUCAGCUAAAGGUCCACCAGCACCACUUUGUACUGCAAUAGGGCUCCAUUGUGUCUUAUUGUUUGAUCAGAUAACUUUGUGUUUUCUAAAAAUGAGCUUUAUUUUUAUUUUUUAAAUUUUCAAUCUGUAAAUCAAACCUGUUUUAAAGUGACCAUUUUCAUUCUUAUAAAGCUCCCUUUCUUUGAUA
Molecule: messenger RNA, 1500 nt
Organism: Betta splendens (Siamese fighting fish)
Lineage: Eukaryota; Metazoa; Chordata; Actinopteri; Anabantiformes; Osphronemidae
Gene: rbm7
Product: RNA binding motif protein 7
Exons: 5
Coding region: 126-908 (260 amino acids)
Biological process (GO): regulation of alternative mRNA splicing, via spliceosome
Cellular component (GO): nucleus
Molecular function (GO): single-stranded RNA binding
Source: RefSeq, a predicted model, not a curated record